AGCACACAGCAUUCAGCAUAUUCCUGCCAUCUGAUCUGAUUCCCUCGACUGUCAAGCAAGCAAGUCUCGAGUACAACGUCAAAGUCAAGCGUAUACUUGCACUCGGCUUCGCUCCUCAUCCCCCGCCAUCACAGGGCACAAGCAAGCAUCUUCAUCUUCCUCCGCGCAUUCAUCCUUCUCUCCCUCUUUGCCAUCAAUUCCUUCCGCCUUCUUUCCCCCUUCCUUCUCUAUCUCUCUCUCUCUCUCUCGAAUCAUGGAUCCACUCCCACGCAUUCUUGCCCCCAGCACUCCGUCCAAUGCUUCGCGCUACCAUCACACCUCGCUCGCCUCGCGCACUCGAGAAGGCGUCGAGAUCAUGCGGCGUGCAGCUGCGGAGCAAGCCUCCACCUCUUCUCGCCCUCGACCACCUCUCCCUAUAGCUGCUGCUCAUGCCCAAGCAUCUCACCCUGCUGCGAGUGCGCAAGCCAGCCGUGCAUCAUUUGCAGACCGCAUGUCGGCAGCACCACGUCGACACUCGGCGCAUCGGAACGGCCAAGAGGAUGACGAUGCAGAUGAGCAGCAGGGCGACACUCUAACAGCUGCGCGCGACGAGCGUUUGCGCGUUGUAGAGACGCUGAGGAGAGGUCCACGCGAUCUGGGCGGCGCUGCGAUGGAUGAUGCACAGUGGGACACAUUCGAACCGAAUUCGCGCACGCGUCUCAAACAGCGCCGGGUGUCGAAUGUGCAGGUGCACGGAUGGUUGGAAAGCCGUUAUCACUUGUCGCCCUCCACACUCUACUCCAUCGUCGACCCCAAACCCACAAAUCUCCACGGUGACUACAAGGUGCCCGUCGUUGGCGAAUGGCUCACCAUGGCUGUCAUUGUGGAGAUGUCCCCCGUCAAGAUCUCCAAAGGCAAGCAGUGGAAGCCGAAACCGGGCACACAGAAGGGCGAAUCGUACAUUCAUCCCGACAGCGAUGUGUCAAGCCACGACGAGGCGGAUCAGCACCCGGACGACGAGGAGCGCAAGCGCAGGAGCAACGAGCGGCGCAAGGCGCGCUACGAAGAGUGGCAUGCGAGCCAGAAGCUGAAAAAGGAGGAUAAGCGUCGCGAGAAGCGUCAGGAGAAGCAGAAGCGCAAGAGAGACAUGCAAAAAGCUGGAUUGCCCCUCAACGAGCAGGAUGACAAGAUCGAUGAGGAUGCCGACAGCGAGGACGAUGACGCCAACGCCGGCGCUGGCCGCAAGUAUAUGAUCCUACGGCUUCAAGACCUCGGUGCCGAUGCCAAAGGAGGCGGAGACGAGAUGUUGACCAUGAUGGUCUUUCAAGCCGUCAAGGAGGACCGUAUCCUGAAUCAGCGCAGCAAAUGGCGGGGAGGCAGUGGCGGAGCAUUCGAGCGGUUGGUGCACGAACGUCCAGGCGCGCUCCUUUGCAUCACAAAUCCCAGAAUUUCAAACUCAGCAGGUCUGCUUGUGCCCGCAAAGCCCGGCGGAAAGAGCACCGCUGCUUCGAAAGUUUUCAAGCUCAAAUUGCUUCAUGAUAGUACAAUGACCAUCAUCGGUCAGGUCGCAGAUUUUAACAGGUGUCAAGCAAUGACCAAAGAAGGUGACUUAUGCUCCGCAUACGUCGACGGUCGUUCUGGAAGCAAGGUCUGUCAGGUGCAUUUCGAAGCGUCGCUCAAGAACAGUGGAGGCAAGCGUCAUGACUUGGCGAACACAACGACUGAUUGGAGAUAUGCCACAGCCAGCUCCGAUCUCAAAAUCAAUCCCAAUUUUGGCUCCAGCUCUUUUGUUCGCGAUCCAGCAGAGCGCCUCUUCCAGCCUUCCUCCUCAUCAUCAGGGCGCACUGCUGGCAAGCAUGUCCGCCGCGGGCCCGCUGUGAUUGGUGAAGGCGCUUUGCUGGCUGCUUCGGAUCCGAACAGUCACUCUUUCGAUGCUGCUGCUUACUAUGGGAGAGGCAGAGCGGACAAACAAGCACGGCGAAAGAAGGCUUGGGAAGAAGCAGGUCUCAUCUUUCAACUGGAAGCGCGUCUUGGUCACGGCAGCACUCAUCAUAGACAACUUUCUGCCCAGCAGCAGCUACGAGGCUCGCAGCCCCUGAUUGAAGCUUCGCAACACGACGAUACCAUACUUGGGGGCAGCGUUGCGGCAAGAGCCCUUCUUUCAGCGCAAUCCACUCUCGAGCGCCAAAGAGAGUCGCCUGCAUUGACAAGACGGGGUGUAAAGAGAAAUUCAGAAAGCGUAGACCGCGAUCCGAUAAACAAACGUCUACCUGCUAGACAAGACCGAAUCCCAGGCCAGAACUCCACGCAGCAUGAAAAAGCCGAUCUAAUCCAAGAACGCUCGGCCUAUGGACCGGAGAUGAUCAAGCGUCUUGGCUUCGAUCCUCUGGCCGGUCGGCGAUCACAGCAGAACACGAAGAGUGCACCGAACAGCACCACUGACAACCGAAUGCGGCUCCUAGCGCGGCACGAAUCAUCUUCUCAGAUGUCGGAUGUUGCGGCUUCACAAACCUCAAAAGGACCGGAGACGUUCUCGCGAGUGGAUUCGUGGCGUGACGCAACGGCGAGACUGCGCGGCUCGGACACCACGUCCGAUGCGCAUGUACGACUCCCAGGUGGUUCAAACCACUUGGUACCUCUGGAGGAUUCAGAAUCUGAUCUCGAGAUUGUCUGAUCAUGAAUAUUUAUCAAAUGUCACAAAUUCGCG
Molecule: messenger RNA, 2686 nt
Organism: Ceraceosorus guamensis
Lineage: Eukaryota; Fungi; Basidiomycota; Exobasidiomycetes; Ceraceosorales; Ceraceosoraceae
Exons: 5
Coding region: 254-2653 (799 amino acids)
Biological process (GO): DNA replication; DNA replication initiation
Cellular component (GO): replication fork protection complex; nucleus
Molecular function (GO): DNA replication origin binding; single-stranded DNA binding
Source: RefSeq, a predicted model, not a curated record